Penicillium cinerascens is the source of this 1269-nucleotide messenger RNA. RefSeq names its product nucleolar and coiled-body phosphoprotein 1 family protein. Lineage: Eukaryota; Fungi; Ascomycota; Eurotiomycetes; Eurotiales; Aspergillaceae. The transcript has 2 exons. The coding region runs from base 1 to 1269 and encodes 422 amino acids. The record is from RefSeq and is a predicted model, not a curated record. Gene Ontology annotation, cellular component: nucleolus; nucleoplasm.
AUGGCCAAGAUCUCAACUGACAAGAAGAAGGCUUCGGUGGAGAAGGGCGAUCCCAGUACCCUUUCCCCUCAGUUGCUUGCGGCUGUUUCUUCCUUCCUGUUCGACAAUGGCUUCGCCGGUGCCAGCGCCUCCCUUGCAAAGGACUUAAAGAAGGCCGGCCAGGCUCAGACCGAGGUGAAAAAUGUCCCGUCUCUCCUGGACAUCUUCCAGUCGUGGGAGAAGAAGUCUGCUGCGAAGGAUUCCUCCGAAUCCUCCAGCUCGGGCAGUGACAGCAGCGAUUCCGACAGCGACAGCAGCUCUAGCUCGGACAGCGAUGCCAGCGACUCUGACGUCGAGAUGGAAGAUGCCCCCAAGAAAGACAACAAGGCUGCGCGCGCGUCCUCCCCCUCUUCCUCUUCUUCGUCUAGCUCCAGCUCUGACAGCGACGCCGACGAUGAGAGCGAGGAAGAGGCGGCUCCGAUUCCCUCCCCCGCUGUGAAGAAGCAGACCGGUGUGAAACGCAAGGCUGAAUCCAGCAGCGAGUCAUCCUCCGACUCUAGCUCUGACUCUGACUCUUCAGAGGACGAGGCUCCCAAGACCAAGAAAGCCAAGGUCUCCAGCACUAAGUCUGACUCUUCUUCGUCGGACUCCUCGUCUGAUUCCGAUUCUUCCGAUUCUUCCAGCUCUAGCAGCUCUAGCAGCUCCAGCGACUCCUCUGGCUCUGACUCUGGCUCUGACUCUAGCUCUGAUUCCGAUUCCGAUUCCGAUUCUUCCGAGUCCGAGAAGGAAUCUACCAAGAAGGCCGAUUCAAAGGCUCUUAAGGAAGCGAAGAAGACUCCUCUGCCGCCCUCCUCCUCGGCCAGCUCGGACUCUUCGUCUUCUUCUGAUAGCUCCGACAGCUCGGAUGACGAGAAGACCGGCGGCGUGUCCGUUGCCCGCAACGACUCUGACACCAGUGCUACUCUGUCUGCUUCACCCGUGGCUGUGAACAAGCCCGUGGAGAAUGUUCAGACUCCCUCCUCCAGCGCCAGCCCCGUCCCUGGAAACGGCCCGGCCAAGAAGAAGCACGUCGGUGCUCGCCCCACUCCCCUGGCUGCUCUGAGCGCCGAACCCUUCGAUGGCCCCCGUAACGACUACAUUUCCUAUGCCUACGCCGAUCGUGCCUUUGCAGACCUCUCGGUCACCCGUGGCAAGGGCUUCACCAAAGAAAAGAACAAGAAGAAGCGCGGCUCCUACCGCGGUGGCCCCAUUGAUAUCUCUGGCGGCAAGUCCUUUAAGUUCGACGACUAA